GCGGGCGGGCCGGCCAAGCCCCUCCCCGGCGGCGCCACCGCCCCUCGCCGCCCCUCGCGGACGUGCAGUCGUUCGGCGGGACAUGGAAGCGGGCGGCGGGGCCGGGGCUCGGAGCCGCGCGCGGCUUCUGCUGCUGCUGGCGGCGGCGGCGGCGGCGCUGGGAGGCGAAGCGGGGGCGGAGAAGCCGCGCCCGGCGCGGCAGCGCGGGGACGAGCAGUGCCAUUACUACGCGGGAGGGCAGGUGUACCCCGGGGAGGCGGCCCGGCUGCCCGUGUCCGACCACUCGCUGCACCUCAGCCAGGCCAAGAUCUCCAAGCCAGCACCGUACUGGGAGGGAACAGCAGUCAUCAAUGGAGAGUUUAAAGAGCUGAAAUUAACAGAUUAUGAAGGAAAAUACCUUGUCUUCUUCUUCUAUCCUCUUGACUUUACGUUUGUCUGUCCAACUGAGAUAAUCGCCUUCAGCGACAGAAUUGAAGAAUUCAGAGCAAUAAAUACCGAAGUAGUAGCAUGUUCUGUGGACUCAAAGUUCACUCACUUAGCAUGGAUUAAUACUCCUCGAAAACAAGGAGGACUUGGACCGAUGAAGAUUCCCCUUCUUUCAGAUUUGACACAUCAGAUUUCAAAGGAUUACGGAGUGUAUCUGGAAGAUCAAGGACAUACACUUAGAGGCCUUUUCAUUAUUGACAAUAAGAGAAUCCUUCGACAGAUCACAAUGAAUGACCUUCCUGUUGGAAGAUCUGUGGAUGAAACACUUCGUUUGGUACAAGCAUUCCAGUACACAGACAAACAUGGAGAAGUUUGCCCUGCUGGUUGGAAACCUGGCAGUGAAACAAUUAAACCAGAGGAAGCCAUGAGAGUGUGGUGGCCAAGGGAAGACCUAUAAUUCCAGAUCCAGCUGGAAAACUGAAGUAUUUUGAUAAACUAAACUGAGGCUUGCUUCUGUUGAAACUACAUAGGUCACAUUCAACUUGAUUUUUGCCAAUAAAAUUUCAUUAAUUUUGGUA
This is a messenger RNA of Pseudopipra pipra, 1004 nucleotides long. RefSeq names its product peroxiredoxin 4 (gene PRDX4). Gene Ontology annotation, biological process: hydrogen peroxide catabolic process; cell redox homeostasis; cellular response to stress. NCBI's taxonomy places the organism in Eukaryota, Metazoa, Chordata, Aves, Passeriformes, Pipridae. Gene Ontology annotation, cellular component: endoplasmic reticulum; cytosol. Gene Ontology annotation, molecular function: thioredoxin peroxidase activity. The transcript is spliced from 8 exons. Bases 83 to 883 code for a protein of 266 amino acids. The record is from RefSeq and is a predicted model, not a curated record.